CUUCCGGCCCCGCCCUUUGCCGGGGUUCGGAGCCGGAGCCGGGCUGAGGUCUGCCCGCCUCUGCUCCCACGCUGCCCAAACCCCAUCUGGACCCCCGGCGCGGAGCCCUCGAAUGAAUGGCCUCCGCGGACGAGCUCAAGUUCCAAGAGUUGGACGAUGCCGCCCACCUGCUGGCAGGAACCCCCGAUGCCACGACGAUAAGCAUCGAUGAGCCCGGGCCCGGUGGCCGGAGGACCCAGGGCCGGCACGGGCUCCUCCGGGGCUCCGGGCGAGAGGAGGACGAGGAGCUGCUGGGCCACGAUGACUCGGAUCAAACGGAGUUACUUGCUGGGCAGAAGAAAAGUGCUCCCUUCUGGACAUUUGAGUACUACCAAACUUUCUUUGACGUGGACACUUACCAGGUCCUGGACCGCAUCAAAGGCUCCGUUUUGCCCAUCCCGGGGAAGAACUUUGUGCGACUGUACAUCCGCAGCAAUCCGGACCUCUACGGCCCCUUCUGGAUCUGUGCCACUCUGGUAUUUGCCAUUGCCAUCAGCGGGAACCUAGCCAACUUCUUCCUGCACCUGGGCAAGCAGACGUACCACUACGUCCCCGAGUUCCGCAAAGUGUCCAUUGCGGCAACCGCCAUCUACGCCUACGCCUGGCUGGUCCCCCUGGCCCUGUGGGGCUUCCUGGUGUGGAGGAACAGCAGAGUGGUCAGCCUCGUCUCCUACUCCUUCCUGGAGAUCGUGUGUGUCUACGGCUACUCCCUCUUCGUCUACAUCCCCACCGCUAUUCUGUGGAUCAUCCCACAGAAAGCCAUCCGAUGGAUCCUACUGUUGAUGGCCCUGGGCCUCUCGGGGUCCGUGCUGGUGAUGACCUUCUGGCCAGCGGUCCGGGAUGACAACCGGAGGGUCGCCCUGGCCACCGUGGGCGCCAUCGUCCUGCUGCACUCCCUCCUGGCCGUGGGCUGCCUGGCGUACUUCUUCGACGCCCCCGAGCUGGACUAUCUCCCCCCGCCACCGGUAGCGGGGCUGGCGACGGGGUCGAACCACACGCUCGGUGCGCUGACCACGAUGGCUGGCUAGGAGAGGUGAGACCGCUGCCUGUCAGAGACUGCUCUGCCCUCUGGGCUCCUGCCCUGCCAAGGAGCAAGUGGGGCCCCGCCAGCCCCUGAAAGAGAGGAGAGAAGAGAAGAGGCAGACCCGGCUGAAAGGGGGAGCGCAGGCCACGCAGGCCUGUCCAGGCCUCCGCUUUCCAACUGGGAGCCGGAGCCGGACUGGGCCUGGUUUCCGAAUAAAGUGCAGCGGACGGCG
Molecule: messenger RNA, 1295 nt
Organism: Tachyglossus aculeatus (Australian echidna)
Lineage: Eukaryota; Metazoa; Chordata; Mammalia; Monotremata; Tachyglossidae
Gene: YIPF1
Product: Yip1 domain family member 1
Exons: 10
Coding region: 117-1067 (316 amino acids)
Biological process (GO): vesicle-mediated transport
Cellular component (GO): Golgi apparatus; membrane
Molecular function (GO): small GTPase binding
Source: RefSeq, a predicted model, not a curated record